AAUUUUGGGUAAGUCAUCAUUUCUUUUAAGUAAGAAAAGUAUCACAACAUGUCCCGCUUUGCUUUUUUCGUGUUGUGUGUCCAGGUUUGCCUGAUCCAGACUGUUCUAUGCGGGCUACCGUACGGAUACAAUCAGAUCUCUUACGCGCCCUCCGGUUACAUCGGCGGCGUCGAAAAAGUCGUCGAGAAGUACAGUGUCAGUGCACCCAGCGUCAGCUACAGUGCGCCUAGCAUCAGCGUGGGUAAAUCUAGCAUCAGUAGCGGCUACGGCGCGUCGUACGGCGGCGCCGGUUCCGGAGUGGUGAGCGCUGAAGGCAUCAUCGGCGCGUCCGGCAAGACGGCCGUCGUCGGAUCCGUGCCGGUGCUCGGCUCGGUGGCGUUCGGUGGCAAGGUGCCGGCGAAGGGCUCCGUGUCUAUCAAGGGGCAGUGUGGGUGCGGCUGCAAGGCUAUGGCUUUAAGCCAGUAUUGCGGAUGCAACCAGGUCCCCUCCUCCCCCAACAGCUGCGGCUCGUACGGCGGCACCGGCACCGGCCAGGUGGGCGUGUCCGGCAACAUCGACGCGUGCGGCAACACCUGCGUGGUCGGCUCCGUGCCCGUGCUCGGCUCCGUCGACUUCGGCGGAUGCGUGCCCGCCCGCGGCUCCGUGUCCAUCCAGGGACAGUGCGGAUGCGGAUGCAACUAAAUUUA
This is a messenger RNA of Cydia amplana, 686 nucleotides long. RefSeq names its product chorion class A protein Ld19-like. Bases 49 to 681 code for a protein of 210 amino acids. The record is from RefSeq and is a predicted model, not a curated record. NCBI's taxonomy places the organism in Eukaryota, Metazoa, Arthropoda, Insecta, Lepidoptera, Tortricidae. The transcript is spliced from 3 exons.